AUGGAAGUUGAUUUGAGCAAAGAAAAGAAGUUUAGCAAUCCCAUCCCCAUUAAGGAGAUAUUCAAGGCUGAUGAUGGUAGGAAAAGGAGUAAGAAAGAAGAGAAAAAGCAAGAAGAAGAGACUGAGAUUGAGCUUGAAUCUGAAUCAGAAUCAAAUUCUGAAAUAGAAUCAGACAUCCCAAUAAGCAAGUUGAAAGAGAGAAUUUCUAAGAUAGAUGAAGGGGAAAGCUCUAAGAAAAAAGAGAAAAUGAAGCUGAAAAUGUCAGAUUUUGUGAAAAUAAGUAAAGCAAAUCUGGACAUGAUGAAGGAAAUCAAAGAAAUGAGUGGACUGACCUUGAGUAUUUUAGAAAAAUCUCAUGAAUUACAGAAGGGAAUUAUGGCUGAACAAAAUGCAAAGAUGGAUAUGUUGAUUAAUAGAUUGGAUAGACAAGAAUGGUUCAUGAAGAAGAUGGCUCAAAUGCUGUUUGGUGAAUCUUUUGGAAAGCAAAAUUGUUCAAGACAAGAAGAGGAGAAGGAAGAUGCUGACAAACAGAAAGAAGAGCAGUCACAAGACCCAUCAUCUGCUCAACCAAACCCUGUUCCUACUGCCUCUCAAACAGUACCUGAAUCAACCAUCUCUUUACCCAUGCAAUACAGCCCUAGAAGAACCAAAGCACAAGCCAGAAAAUCAGUUCUACCCAUUCCUCCAAAAAUACAAGUAACCAUACCUGAAAAAGAACCCCCAAGGAAGAAAAAACAAGCCAAACUUGUUGAUCCCACUCACCUUAGGAGAAGUGAUAGGAUUCUUAGCAACAAAGAUAAACCUUGA
Messenger RNA from Hevea brasiliensis (rubber tree), 807 nucleotides. RefSeq lists its product as uncharacterized. The transcript has 2 exons. Bases 1 to 807 code for a protein of 268 amino acids. Lineage: Eukaryota; Viridiplantae; Streptophyta; Magnoliopsida; Malpighiales; Euphorbiaceae. The record is from RefSeq and is a predicted model, not a curated record.